AUGACAUCUUCAGCAACUACGAGUCGAGCAGUGCAACAAGUUGCUGCUCUUUUUUCGACUGCACAGAGGAGCGCUCUCAAAGUUCGACUUUUGAGCAACUGCACCUCGUCCAGUCUUUCAAGCGGAAGCAAUUCUCUCAGAACAAGUAGAUGCAACUUUAUUUCGGAAAAAUCUUCACUACGGAGGAGCAGGGGGGGAACGACAAAUAGGAUGCAACAACAGCUCGGUUUUGGAAGCAGCGGGCGAUACUUCUCAGCAACGUCUGGGUACCAUUUCCAUUUCAGUCUCACAAUUUCCUCCAUUUCAGACUUACGACUAAGAAGUACGUUACACAUGGGCCGGCGUUGCCCAAAGUGUACAGCAAGAACUUAACCCCCAAGGGGUCCCCGUAUAUAUAGUCUGUAGGAUGGUAUUCAAGUAUGUAGCCUAGCACUGGCCGCUCUUAGUUGUUUUCGACUCUUGGUUUUGGAAGCAGCGGGCGAUACUUUCAGUCUCAUAAUUUCCAUUUCCAUUUCCAUAUUAGUCUCACAAUUAACGCUUGAUGUUACCAUUGAUGAAGCAGAAAAUUUUUUUCCAAAAAAUACAUGCAUCCUCCAUGAUAACACAGUGGCGAAUACGAAGCCUCUGUUGCCGCGACUCUUCAAUCUGCGUUCGGAAAUGACGCGCAAGUGAAGGUGAUAGAUCGGUCUGGCGGUUGUGGAACUAGCUAUGAAAUUCAAGUCGAAAGCACAAAAUUCGAAGGGAAGUCGAGGUUACAGCGCGAACGGCUAGUUCAACAACCUAUAAGAGCGGAAAUAGAGAAAUGGCAUGCUGUUACAAUAAAAACAUACUUGCCUGAAGAUGGGACGUCAUAAAGAUGAAGAAGACGUUGUUGAACAAACUGCUGGUGCUGCGCAGGCAGUCGACUCUUCUUCUUAGUGCAGCGUCAGCCUACGACAAAAAAAUUUUGUAAACUUCGAUGAAUCUUCUCAAUAUGCGUGCAGUUGCCGUUUCCAUUACAACCAGAAGCAAAC
Molecule: messenger RNA, 1013 nt
Organism: Amoebophrya sp. A25
Lineage: Eukaryota; Dinophyceae; Syndiniales; Amoebophryaceae
Source: the annotation of a GenBank genome assembly